Asparagus officinalis (garden asparagus) is the source of this 1803-nucleotide messenger RNA. RefSeq names its product venom phosphodiesterase 2-like. The record is from RefSeq and is a predicted model, not a curated record. Gene Ontology annotation, cellular component: vacuole. NCBI's taxonomy places the organism in Eukaryota, Viridiplantae, Streptophyta, Magnoliopsida, Asparagales, Asparagaceae.
AUGAAAGACUCGGUUCUGCCGAAAACACCCAAGCUUGACCGCCCUCGACCUCCUCCCUCGAUGAAUCCUCCUCCAAAACCCACUAACCACGGCCCCUCUCCUGCCCAACGCCACGCCGAACCCCUCUCUUUCUUCCUCACGCGCCCCAUCCUCUCCCUCUCCUUGACAUCUCCGCCCUCACCUACCUCCUCCUCCUCCUCCGCCCCCAACUCCCGCAUCCCCUCCCUCCCCGCCCUCAUCCUCAUCUCCUUCGACGGCUUCCGCUUCGGCUACCAGUUCAAAUCCCCGUCCAACCCCCCGCCUCAACCGCCCUCAAUCUCCACCUCCACCUCCGCCGACCUCGGCCUCAUCCCCGUCUUCCCCUCACUUCCCAACCACUACUCCAUCGCCACCGGCCUCUACCCCCUCACCACGGCAUCGUCGCCAACAGCUUCCUCGAUCCCCUCAACGGGCGGCGUCUUCAACCACCCACACCACAACUCCUCCUUCUGGCUCGGAGAACCGGAAACCGCGGCCAAUCAAGGAUUCCCCGCCGCGGUCUAUUUCUGGGCGGGCGGCGAGGUGAGGAAAGGAUCUUGGAAGUGCCGUGGCGAUUCCUUCUGCCCCAAGUACAACAAGUCCGUUCCUUUCGAGGAGAGGGUGGACGCUGUGCUGAGCUACUUUGAUCUGCCGAGGGAGGAGGUCCCGGUGUUCACGGCGCUGUAUUUCUCGGACCCGGAUGCUCAGGGGCAUGUUUUCGGGCCGGAUCACCCGGAGAUUACGAGGGCGGUGGUGCAUUUGGACAGGGUUUUGGGGAGGUUGAUUGAGGGUUUGGAGGAAAGGGGGAUUUUUGAGGAGGUUAGUAUAAUUUUGGUCGGUGAUCAUGGGAUGGUGGGUACUUGUGAGGAGAAGUACGUUUAUCUUGAGGAUUUGAAGCCUUGGGUUGAGAUUCCGAGUGGUUGGGUUCAGUCGCAAGGGACAUUGCUUGCGAUUCGACCGCCCGCGGGGAUUUCGGUGGCUGAAUUAGCGGAGAAGAUGAAUGAAGGAUUAAGCUCAGGGAAGAUAGUGAAUGGGAAUAAGUUGAGAGUUUAUUUGAAGGAGGAUUUACCGGAGAGAUUGCACUAUUCGGCCAGUGAUAGAAUUUGUCCUGUCGUUGGUUUAGUUGAAGAGGGGUAUAGCGCUGUGAUGAGUAGGAAUCAGGGGUAUAAAUGCGGAGGAGAUCAUGGGUAUGAUAACGAGUUGUUUUCGAUGAGGAGUAUAUUUGUAGGACAUGGUCCUCGGUUUGAGAAGGGGAGGAAGAUACCGUCUUUUGAGAAUGUUGAGAUUUAUAAUCUGAUGACUUCGAUUCUUGGGCUGAAGGGAGCUCCCAAUAAUGGUUCCGAUUCGUUUGCAGAGUCUGUUCUUUUGCCAAGGACUUGAUGUGGAUUAGAAUUGGCAAUGAAGGUAUGUUGCUGCAUGAUACAUUGAAGUGUUUCUAUAUCAUUUGGGGUUUGACCAUUGUUUGGUAAUGUUAUACAUCAUUGUUUCUGAGAAAAUAAAUUCAGAAAUUCUCAGUUACAUACGUCGUCUUUGGAAUCGCUCUUGGCUUUGUGCAGUAGCUACUACCUAGUUGUUCAGUAGGUGAACUCUUAAUUGUCUGAAUAUUGACAUAAACCAUAAUAUCAAUAUUAUACGCAGUUCACAUACUCUAUCUACAACUUUUCUUUGGAAUCUACUUAUCUGUAACCAUCUAGGUUCUAAAUAAUGCAGAUGUGAAUACCCCUGGUUGUGUUUGUAUCAUUUUUUGUGAAGAUGUGUAUGCUGAGCUUUUGAAACUCUUUAAUA